CCGUCCGCUGUGCCUGAGCGACAUCAGCGCCGGACAGCAACUACGCAAGAUAGUUUCACUAUUGCUCUCAUUGCUGACUAGUGAUGUUGACUUCAAACCACGCUCUCCACAGGUCCAACCUAGCCACUACCACGGACGGAGCCUGUUACGUCGACAGAAGCACGGCAUGGGCCGUCUGCCACUCGUUAUCGCAGCCAUCGCCCAUCAGUGAAAAUCACUAUCAUCAUGAUCCGACCGCGGCGAACCCUGCCCAGAGCCACCAAGUGCUAGUCCAGAGGCCAGUCCAGCCUGCGGCCCAACAAGUUACCGAUACACUGUACGUACCUCCGGUUGGUAGCAGUGUAGCAACCGGCUAGCUUCUUUUUUGGCAUCGGUCUGGCAUGGGCCCGGGCAUCGCUUCUCCGGUCGAGCUUUACCGCCAGAGGAGAGCCUGAAUGCACGUGGCGCAAGAGCAGAGGACGGGAGACAAAGAUCCGUGAAGCCCGCAUCGUCAGGCUGAACUGUUGAGGCCGGGGAAACAGCUCAUACUUGUGUAUAGAGGAGGGGACUUGGGUGGGAAUUGGGACCACUUAGGAAGAGGGUUGCUGGGGAUCAGCUUGUGAGCUCUCGAGGGAGCUUCAAGUUCAGGGAGCUCCUGUGGAGCUUGGACCACCGACGGAUAGCUGGUACAUGGGUGCGGCGGAGGCCCCGGUCGGAUUUGAGGACGCCGACUCGAUCGGUUCUAUCGUAAUGCCAGAGUCUGAUAAAAUGGAGGACCUGACAGACGCUCAGGUGCAUGAUUGGGUGACUGGGUCAGGAGACGUCGGCAGGGGAAAAAGAGGCGAGCGAUGGAUGAAGCAUGUGAGAAUUCGGAGACACGAUUCGCUGAUGGGUUUGCAAAGUGGUCUGAGGAUGAGCCGAUAUACAGCUGGAUGCGGAAAAGCGCUGCACCAGCCACUGCCGAAGAAAUCCGGAUCCAGGAUGACAGACUAUCAUAGUGCUAUACUAUGUACAACCAGUUCCUAGCACAAGCACAAGGUUUGCAUAAGCUACCGCCCAGGGAGAAUUCCGGCCACUCUCCCAGGGAUUGUACUUCCAGCGUCGCACCGCAAUAAUGUGCUAGCUGCUACUGUAGCUGUCCCGGCACCACUCGCCACGGAGAGAGUUAUUUUAAUACUGCUCCAGUACGACUGUAACUGUCAGAUACAACAUCUGGAGAUCCAGAUCUAGAUCUACAAGUCGGCGGUGUCGGCUUCUUUUCUGGAUGUGUGUUGAUGACCACGAUAUUUAUUAUUUCAAGAGCUUCCAUCUCAGAGUUUGGUCCAGUUGUAUGCCAUCGUGGUGUCAUUCCACCUAACAGUCUUUGAGAAGCUCACCUGUCUUUCCAUGUUUACGUACGUUCCCUGCCUCGGUUUCUGUGGUACAGUGUAUGGUCUCUUCUGAUUCCUGUCACCGGAUCUACCAAGCCUGGCUGUAUCCGCCAUCACGGUAAGAUCUAUCAGUCAGCGAGUGAGUGGCCGGAUACAGACGUUCACAGGGCAUACCGCUUGCAAUCAUAGCGUUCUCACUGUCCCAAAUCCCUCAUGUAGCUGGAACAGCCAUUGGUGAAUGGCAUGUGAAGAGCCACCAAAAUAUCAUGAGAUCAAUCAAGGUCCCAGCAUCAUGGUUGACGGUCUACCAAAGUCUACCCCCGGAUUUCGAAGUCCGCAUGUCCCAUAUUCUGUAGUAGUGGCAGUCCGUCCCGCUGUAUCUGAGCACAUCAGCCUAAUAAUGCGUAGGUAACCAGGGGCUUUGCAAUUGCAGCCACUGUGCCUCGUCCUCAACAUCGACAGGAUGCCUUCCAACAGAUGGAUGGUGUUAUGCGUUGUGCCCUUUCAUGCUUGCUACGUCCCUUGCUGGAGAGAGGGGGUAGCAGCGUGCCAGUCAGAAGCCCGAGGCGGCCUUAGGCUUGGUGACAAAUUGAAGGUAUGAGCAGAUUGGGAAGGAUAAAUGAUGCGUAGGUCGUUUCUCAAUGUGGGACCAGUGGGUGUCGUUGUAGACGCGCACUGCAGUGGUUGUCUAGUGGUAAGUCGGUUCCUCUCCCUCUCCGUGACCCAAACGGGAAAAGAACCAUAUCAGUGUUCAGCAGAACUCGAAGAUGCUGCGGGGUUGAACUCUUGCGACCGUUGUUGAUAAGGCGUCAAGACACAAGAUAUUGUGCAGAUGCUUCAUCUAACCUGUUCGUCUCAAAGGACCACAGCCGGCUAGUAGUAGUAUCGAACUAACGUACACGCUGCAUGGGACCUAGGUAGGGAGGUAGUCCUAUCCCGUCUUAUCGAGCCAAUGCCAGUGGUAAGUGUACACCCCCGCGUAUCAGGCAGAUAACUUCUGCCAGUGUACCUACCUAAGGUACAUCUCACUGCAUCUGACUUCUCACGCUGAGAACACCUCUCUCUCACGACGGAGGACGUUCUGCUUUCUUCUGCCGCGAGAGCUCUUCCAGAUCUGGCUCCAAGAUGUCCGCCACGGCAGCGGUGACCACCACCACCACCACCACCACCACCACCACCACCAUCACCACCAUCCCUUCCUCCGCCGCCUUGUCUGAGUCUCAAUACUAUGGCAAGCUGCGCUUCAUUCCCCGCGGACAGACGCCAACUGCGUCGCCGCACAAUUUCCACCUGCCGGCAAUGGCCGAGUUUAGUGACGUGCGUCUACAACCGCUCAUCGACUUGCGUCCUGUGCCCACAGUGGCAGAACUGCCUACCGCCAAAGAAGGCACCGCCCAACUUUCCACCCAUGGGUUCACCGCAGUGCGGCACCCGACAACGAUGAACUCAGCCCCAUAUACUCGAGAGAGUUGGAAGAACCCCAGGCUUCUGAGGGAGCUAUACGUGCCUGAGACGGAGGAGAUGGUCAAGCAGAUCACGGGCGCUAAGACUGUCAUCACCGAGGCUCUGCUGUUGCGUAGCGCCGUGUGGUCGGAGGAAGACGCAUUGGCAACUCAUGCAGGACAUGGGCAGAAGCAGGAAGAAACAGUGCCUCAAGACGAGGAGCUGGAGCUGGGCUUUCCGCAGUUCAUCGGCUUCUCCCCCAAGAACGGCGGUGUCAGUCCCGCACCCAAAGUCCACCUGGACUACGCACCCAAUGGUGCCCGGACACAUUUGCGGAAAUACCACCCGACGAUGACAAAAGCGGCCAAGGACAUCAUCUCCGCCGAGGACAAGCUGCUUUCCGAGGGCAAGUCGUUGCCUGAGGAGUACGCAGCAUCUGGAUUGGGUCCGCGUUGGGCGUUGUAUUCCAUCUGGCGGCCAUUGAAGCGGGUGGAUCGAGACCCACUUGCAUUAGGCGACGCCCGUACGUUUCUUGAGGAUGAUUAUGUGCCGGUCAUGAUCAAGACGCCAAACCUGGGGAUCCCUGGCGAGACUACCACCCACGACUCUGAGAGUUAUCUUGCCCACUGGUCGCCAGGUCAGAAAUGGCACUUCAUAUCCAAACAGGAGCCCGAAGAGGUCCUGGUCAUAGGCCUGUUUGACUCUGAUCGUGACAAAGACACCGUCGCCGCAGGAGGCACUCUUCACAGCAGCGUCGAUUUACCAGAUACCGGCAAUGAGGAGCCGCGUGAAAGCAUAGAGUUGAGAUGUCUGGCGAUCUGGUAACCACUCCUCUUAAUAACCAAACAGGUGCUGCAGAGAUGAUCUUGCGGCAGGAUUGUUGCAAUGUAGCUGUUCCAGUCGAUGUUGAAGCCAACUUCUUCAGUCGUGAUCGUUGAGGUGAGCCCUAGAGCUGCCCUGCGCGUCCUUCCAGAUGGUCCUCCAAUGAGGCAUAAGAUCAUUGUCGAAUUUCAACACCAAUCCCCCUAAAAUAUUGGCAGUGCGACCGUGUGUCUGCGCUGACCGUCUCCAUCCCCGUUGUGUGAGGCUUAUCGAAGAGCAAUCGAGCCCAGUGUUCUUCUGUUCUGCUUAGAGCAAACUCCUCCCACACUGGUGCUCCAUCAGCACGAUGGACAUUGGGAUCUAGUGCUCUGACAAAGCUCGUCCAAUAGCCUUGCAUGACAGGAACGAUCCAGGCAUUCGACUUGCCCUCUCGAUAACUUGCAGGCACCCCGCCUCGAACGUUCUCUGGGCCCCAGAUGGCAGCAAGCUCCACAGUGUGCGGUACGCCCAGACCUUGUGCCACCUGUGUCGGAUCUUCCACGUUGUACCGAUAGUUCCAGUUUCCUUUUAAUCCGUGCCGAGACAGGGUACUAGAAAUGAAGAGGUUCGGACACAUGUAGCGCAAAUCACCGUAUGCGUCAGAGACCUGUCGCCACCAGGAACCCGUGUUGGGGAAGUAAGGACCGUUAUUCGGGUAGAGUUCACUGAUUUGUUGCAAAUGUUCGGCCGUCAGAUGUGGGAACUGGUUGUGGAGGAAAGUCUCGGACUGUGAGCGACUGGAUGUCUUGCGAGGGGUGAAAAUUGUCCCACCAUUAGUAUCGUCUCCUGAGAUGACAGGAACGCGAACAAAUGACCCCGAGUCAAAGGCGUUAUAGGUGAGGUUCCGGAUGAAAUCGUGAUCGAGGACGGGGUUCCACAUGAAUAUAGGGGGUUUAUGGGCUCCAGGGUAUGGAAUAUUAUGGUUGUGGGCUUGGAGUUCGCCGGUGCUUUUCGAACGCAAGCAAGCCAGACUGUCGUCGUCGGUCUUGGUUGGUUGACUAGCACACCCGAGGCGUGCAGCGAGAUUGUCGUACUGAUACUGGCUCUCUUCGACCGUCAGCAUUGGAGCAAAACUGACAGACUCGAGAGCAGCCCCAACAAACAGCCCAUCAUCCCGACCACCAAAAGCUGUGAGCUGUAGGGCAACUGAGGUAGCACCGGCAGAAUCUCCUCCAAGCACGACAUGUUCAGGAUCACCACCAAAUAGAUGGAUAUACUUCCGUACCCAUUCGAGUGC
This is a messenger RNA of Exophiala dermatitidis NIH/UT8656, 4890 nucleotides long. RefSeq lists its product as uncharacterized. NCBI's taxonomy places the organism in Eukaryota, Fungi, Ascomycota, Eurotiomycetes, Chaetothyriales, Herpotrichiellaceae. The record is from RefSeq and is a predicted model, not a curated record. The coding region runs from base 2475 to 3617 and encodes 380 amino acids. Gene Ontology annotation, molecular function: oxidoreductase activity. The transcript has a single exon.